Macrosteles quadrilineatus (aster leafhopper) is the source of this 6800-nucleotide messenger RNA. Its product is annotated as meiosis regulator and mRNA stability factor 1-like. NCBI's taxonomy places the organism in Eukaryota, Metazoa, Arthropoda, Insecta, Hemiptera, Cicadellidae. Gene Ontology annotation, biological process: post-transcriptional gene silencing. The coding region runs from base 122 to 3418 and encodes 1098 amino acids. The record is from RefSeq and is a predicted model, not a curated record. The transcript has 25 exons. Gene Ontology annotation, cellular component: peroxisome; cytoplasm. Gene Ontology annotation, molecular function: mRNA base-pairing post-transcriptional repressor activity; CCR4-NOT complex binding; RNA nuclease activity.
UGAAUAUGGUGGAUGCUAUUCGACUGGAGGAGAAGGCUAUUCUGUGAUUGGGAAACACUGAUCAUCUAGAUUGGAGGAAGGAGGUAUAUAUGAUCAAAUCAAGAUUGGCAAGAAUCAGAAGAUGAGUGAUAGAAAAACGCUGCGUUCGAGAACAAGAGGUCGUAGGCCUCCAGUAUCUUACAGCUGUGAGGAGGAUGAGACAGACACGAGCACGGCGUCGGACCAGAACACCGACCACUCGCCUACGGGCCGCCAGAGCAAGGUCAAGUGUAAGGGUGGUUAUUGUAGCGACUCUGGGACCGCCUACAACCACCGGAGACAGAGGCUGCCUCCCAUCGGUGUGUUCUGGGACAUAGAAAACUGUCAGGUACCUAGAAACAAGUCAGCUGCAGGGGUAGCUCAAGUUAUCCGAGAAGAAUUUUUCUCGGGUUACGAAGAGAGUGAGUUUGUGGUGGCCUGCGAUGCAAACAGAGAGUCACAACAAGUGGUGAAUGAGUUGAAUGAUGCACAGGUGUGUGUGUUGCACGUUCCGUCCCAGAGUAAGAAUGCGGCAGAUGAGAAGUUGAGGCAUGGGAUGCGCAAGUUUGCUCAUACGCACGGCUCGGGCUCGGCUGUAGUGCUCAUAUCGGGAGACGUCAACUUUGCACCCGACCUCUGUGAUCUUAGACAUAGGUAUAAGAUAUAUGUGAUACUAGUCCAUAAUGAUAGCUGUUCUGAGUCGCUUAUCAUGUGUGCCCAUGAGACUUACCGCUUCAGUAAUCUGGUAGCCAACCUGCCGAUGAGAAGCAAUGUCAGCACAAACCAGCCGUCGGAAGUGACGGUGAGUGGGCUGCCAUUGCAUCAUGACGCGGGGAAGGUGAGAGCUAGACUGAAGCGGUUGGCGGAGAACUGUGGAGGCAGGGUGGGGCUAGUGGUGGGGACACGGGCUACAGUGCAGUUCAGCUCCAUGGAGUUUGGCAUCAGGGCUCAGAAGAGGAUGGACGGAGAAGAUGUUUUUGGUUCUCAGAUUGCUGUGAGCCAUCCGGUUAUUGUCAACAACCCACAGCGCUCCAAUGAGCAGUCUCCAAUCAAAUAUUUUAAAAAACCUGUACUCAACGGAUUCAAGUAUGAAGACAAAAGAGUUCCUCACGUUGAAGACCAGAGGAGUUUUCACAAGCCUAUUCCUCCGUUCAACAACAGUACAAAUCAUCAGAGCAACGGAGUGUUUAAAAAACCAUUCCCUGUCAGGAAUUUAUUCAAUCAAGAAAACGUUCCAGUGAAUUCUAAAUUCAACCAACCAACAUGGGAACGAACACAAUCACAACAGAAUGGACUUCCAGUUGCUUCAUCGUACCCAGGCAAACAGAACAGUGGAAGUAAUUUUCCUGCUUAUGAGCCUAGGACAAAUGAAGGAUACUCUAAUGGAAGGCAUUCGCUAGAUUCCAUGCUAGAUUUUGAUCCUGACCGAGAAGAGAGAGAAAAAGAGUCAAACGCAACUUUUGAAAACUGGCUUAGAAACAGCACCAGCAAUUUGGACAAGAAGGUUGUUCCCGUGGUGAAGGUGAACACUACCAUCCCGCCUCCGCCCAUUGUCAACCUCCCAAGGAGAAAUGACAAGUAUUUCUUCCACCCUAUUGACACCAUGACUAACGGACACCCAGUAAGCUCCCCAUCUCCUGCAUCUUCCUCUGAUUCGUCAGAACCAGCCAGAUGCUGGAUACACAGUGGUGUACAGAGUAAAGACUGCUCAUUGGCCAGUGUCACUGUCCGUCUAAGUGAUUUCUCCACCAGAAUCAUGGCGUUGGUUACGUCUCACAAUAACAGAAUACCCCUCUCCAGUCUGCGGGAUUGUUAUGAGGCACAGUUUGAGAUGAUGGCAUCAGACUCCAGGAGUGUAACCUUAGAACACUUGGUGACCUGUGUGUGCAGUGUGGAGGUGGUUAAGUCCUCCAGUGGCAAAUAUCUCCGGCUGGCGACCAACGUCUCCCCUACCUUCUCGGAUUCACCGGUGAUGGAAGAGCCUUUGCUCCAGUUGUCCAAAGAUCUUCAAAACCUGUUGAAGAAUCAGCCAAGGUGCCAGAUUGCGUUUGACAAUGUGAUUGCUGUAUACCACAAAGCCUAUGGGAAGCCAUGCAAACUUUCUGACUACGGAUGUACCAAAUUGGUACAGCUGGUUGACAAACUUUCUCACACAAUUCAGGUGUUGGGAGAAAAGACAGACAGAGUGUUGACGCUGACUCACCGCGCUCAAGUGCAGCGCUUCACCUCUGACUUGUCUCAAGUGCUGUUGUCUACACCAAGUGGACAAAUAACCAUCCGUGAACUGCCUCAGAUGUGGUUCACAACUUUAGGACGUACAGUGGAGCCCAAAGAUUACGGUUUAUGCUACCUGGAGGAUCUGCUGGGCUUUGUACCUGCCAACAUUGCAGUAGUGACAGGAGAAUCAAUAUCACUGCCUUCUACAUCACAGCGUACUGGGGAGCAGUCCAGGCGACUGGAGCUGUUGGUUACACAGAUUAUAGAACUGCUGAGCAAGGAAGCCAACUUCAAGAUGGACUUUGCAAAGUUCUGUCCGGCUUACCAUAAACAUUUCGGAACUCAGUGCAAACUCUCAGAUUACGGAUUCUCCAAGUUGGCAGAACUUUUUGAAGCCAUUCCAAAAAUUGUAACAAUUGAGGAAGAUAAAGAGACGGGUCGCCAGGUGUCUCUGACUCACCCAGAGAGAUUGCGGGUGUUGUCUGGUCGGGUCAAGUCUCUUGUAGUGGCCAAACACCCGCCGGGUCUGUAUGUCGAUGGGUUGGCGUGUGAGUACCUGUUCAAAUACGGCCACGCCCUGCGACCUCACAACUACAACUGUUCUUCAGUACUUGAGCUGGUCAAGAAACUGGAUACAGUCAAGGUUUUAAUGUACGGAUAUGAAAAACCGAUCUUAGUGCCAGAGACUGCUGAACAAGGAGCAAAUGUGAAAAAAGGCAAGCCAAAGUCUUGCCAACCAAAAGCCAAUCAGGAAGUGAAAAUUCCUGGAAAUAAAACAAAGACCAACGGAGAUGUAACCGGUUCAUCAGCAGCUUUGCUUGAAUUGCUAAAAAAAGCACAAAACUCUCCAUCAGGUAGCAACGGUGUUAAGAGUGUUGGGUUGUACAACCAAUUAAAGCCAAUGAAAGCAGAGCAAGGGCAGGUGAUGUUGCUCUCACCAGCUGAGUUUCUGCGACCUCCCACUCAUGUCAAGAAACCGAUGUAUGCGAGCAUAUUCCCGUCCUCACCUGACCCAUCCACGCUGCCGACCCCUGUGGGCUUCACACUAGCAGAGGCCAGCAAUGUAGGCCUACUUGACCUCGGUGUCAAAUUACUGGAAGAUAUUGAGGUGACCGAUCACAACCGAUGUAUGCAAGGAGCAAAGUUGGCCCCGCAGUUUUGUUCCCCCCUGCAGCUCAAGUAAGUUGAGUGACGCCGACCCAAUUAGUCUUUCAUAACAUUUCCGUAACUCAAAGAGGGACUAGUUAUAUCUUUGAUACUUUUUUUAAUGAAAGUACUUUUCCAACCGAAGAGACUAUUGUGGCAUUUCCCGACGAAGAUUCCUUCUUAUCUUUCUUCGAUCAGGACCAUCUUAUAGAGAUUUAUUAUAGUUUUAUUUACAAAGUAUUUUUAGACUGGUAUUGUGAUUAGAUACUUUAUUUAACGCCAACCUCUGCACAUAUGAUGUCGAUAUUUUUUUUUAGUUUUUGAUUUUAGAUUUAGUACCUAGGCAUAUCAAGUGAAAGGGUACGGAAAUCGAAGGAAACUUUCAAGUUCUAUUGCUUGAUGUGUUAUUAAGAGUUUUGGUAAAUUAGAAUUGUCGUUUGAUGAAUGAAAAGUCUUUAAAGAUUAUAAGGAUGGAUUAUAAGGAUGGAUGCAGUUUGGAUUAUGUAAUCGUUUUACAAAUUAAUUUAAGAUUUUUGCUUUUGAAUCAUACCAAUUAUCACUAUUAGAGUUGAUGAUCAUUAAAAAUCUUGUGAUUAUCAAGGUAACUAAAGUAAGGUUAUUAAAUUAAGAGUGGUUGCAGUUUUUGAACGUAUUGUGUUUGUUAUGUUAGGCUGGUCUUAUUGGGCAAAAUCCAACAGGGAUGUUUAAAACUUGGUUAAAAACUCAGUUGAAUUUUGUCCAGUAACAAACGUGUAUGGAGUUUUGUUAGAUCUACCACAAGACCAAAUAAUAGUAGUAAUAGUGUUUAGUUUUAGCUUCUAUUUUUUUUUUUUGUUAACAGAAAAGGAAAAAAGGUAAAAAAUAUAUUUGUUAUACAAUAUCAAUAUGUUGAUAUUAGAUUCCUUUGACUGUGGUUUUCGGUUAGGUGAUUAAAUUGAUGUUAAGGUUGAGAGUGAUUUUAAUGAAUUUCUCAUUCUUAAUGUUUUUAAUGACUCAUUAGAGUUUAAUAUUGUAAUUUUCUUAGUUAUGUCCUUUGUAAAGAUUAUAUAUGUAUUUAAUUUUAAACUGUUGAGUAUGAGUAUAUUGAAUGAAAUAAUACAAGUUGAUUCUUGUAAUGAAAAGUCUUUGGGAUUAAGGGAAAUUCCUAUAAUAAAACUUUUCUUUGUAAAUUUGAAAUUAUAAUCAAUAAUAUAGAUUUAUAUAUUUAAUUUUUUUUUUAUUGUUACAAAUGAAUUUAGGAUGUCUGAAAAUACCGCCUAAUGAAACUAUUUGUAAUUCUCAAUAAUGUAGAAGAUUUUUCAACUUAGACUAUUCAUAUCCAUACAAUAAUGUAUAUAUUUGUUCAAAAUUUAAAUAAACAUAAAACUUUUUAAUUUUUUUUAAUUUGAAAAAAAUGGAUUUUUUGUAAAGUGUAAUUUUUACUGAAAUGGGCGAGUUAUAGAUAUUUGAACCACCGUUUCCUCAAUCCUCAUAAUACUCUUGAGUCAAUUUAUUAAUUUUAUUGAAAGCUUAACUCAAUAAAAUAAAUAGUUCUCAAUUGACUUUCCACUUACAGUCUUAACAAAGUUUAGUUUCUCACACCACUCCUUCCAUGAUGAAAAUCCCAAGACCCUAGGGUAUUAAAAAAAUGAAAACUUGUCUUUUAGGCCUACUAAACUAGACCGUAUGUAAAUGGUCCGGUGAAAAUAGUUAAAGCUGUUAUUUUAAAGAAAUUCUGCAACAUCACAUAAACUAUCAUCAAACCAUUUCUAUUUGGUCUAUUCUGAUUCCAGAUUUAAAAUUAGGUACAUGAACUUUUAACAAGUUGGUCCAGAGGAACAAAUGUUAAUAGUUAUAUUUGUGUUAGAGAUAUAAUUAAUUUUGUUAUAUCCAGCAUUUAUUUUCACUUCCUAAUCUUUUACAUUAACUAUUUAAAACUACAAAAAACAGUUGGUAGUACAAUACAACCCUGCUAAUCCGUCACCUACGGGACCGGGACCUUGGUCGCAACAGUGAAAAUCUUUAAUUAUCCGAGGCACAUAUUAAUGACUGUUUUUGCUUGUCUGACAUUUACUGUAACGGAAACCGUAACUGUUCCAUUAUUUGUGUUCAAAAUUAUAUUUUACUAUAGUUGACUAUAAAUACAGUAAAGGUUAUAUAGUCAAUAAAUGGAGGUUAAUAAACAAUUCCUUGUUCAGUACGGAAGAGAUAUGAACAUCAUUAACACACUUAACCUAAAAGUUUCAGUAGUAUGUAAUUUAAUUAACAUAGGUUGAAGGUAAAUAAUUUUGUUUUUAUUGCCACACAGGCCCCUAUAUUUUUAGAAUGAAACCUUAAUUUUCAAGAAACAUGAUAAUAUUAAAAUGAUCACUAUUAUCUUCAACGAUCAUGACAAAAUCAUGGACUUCUUGCGUGAUCCUGGGUACAUUAUGGUUGUAUCUCACUGGCCACCAUCAAAUCAUGAAUACCUUCUGUGAUCAUGGUGAUUUUGGCUGUUUGGAUGACCGUCUUUCACAAUCGCGGAAAAAUCUCAGUCAAACGGAAUAAUCCACCGGAAAUCCAAACGCUAUCGACAGGCUGAUACGGUCGGUUUAAGUGAAGAGUCAGAGUAAGCGAGGUCGGAUUUGUACCUUUUGUGAAUUCUUGAAUCCAUCUAAAUGGCAUUGUCAAAGAGAUCUGAAUUACCUUAUUUACAAGCAAUCUUUUGAUGUUAGCAAAUAGAGCAUCCCAUAUAACUGAGUGUGUAAGUUUUAGAAACACAGUUUGAAAUAAUAUCCUAGGUUUUUGGGAUUUUCUCUCUGCUUCUUGAUUUUGGCUGUUUAAAAGUUUGUGUAGUAUAGUAUUUACAUUGUUUAUUUAAUAUGUAUAUAUUGAUUAUUUUAUACAGUUUUUCGUAAUUGCUUCAUGGAAACAGGAUUUCUAACAAAAUUAUUAGUGCAAUCAAAAAAUUCUGAGAUCAGUUAUUAAAAGCCUUCAGAAUAUUACCGUUUUUGUUUUCAAUAAUGUUUUACUCAUGAAACACCAUCAUAAAAAAAUCUAUGACUCGCCCUGUAAAUUCUUUGUAGCUUUAUCAAAUGUGUGGAAAGUGUAUAUACAUCGCGGAAUUCAUUUGAUAGUUUUGACAUGUUUUAAAACACCUUCUGUAAAGAUAGUUUGUAGCCAAUGUUAUGUCACUUAUUGUACAUUUGUAAAUAUCUUUUGUAAAAAUUUGCAUGUUUACAGAAUAUGUCUACUACUGCCAAAUACCAGGUUAAUGUUGUACAAAUAUUAGGGUUUAUGGUAAGUGCAGUCAUGUAAGAAAAACAUCGUUGGGUUGGCUUAAGAAGUUCCGUUGCAAUAAUGGCCAAAAAAUGAAAAUUUAUGCAUGUUUGAACAAUUAUUUUGCAUUUUCAUUCUGUUAUUAGAGCUUUAAGAUCAAUAUUUCAAUUUUUGUCAAUAUA